Molecule: messenger RNA, 1614 nt
Organism: Dermatophagoides farinae (American house dust mite)
Lineage: Eukaryota; Metazoa; Arthropoda; Arachnida; Sarcoptiformes; Pyroglyphidae
Product: zinc finger protein Zpr1
Cellular component (GO): nucleus
Molecular function (GO): zinc ion binding
Source: RefSeq, a predicted model, not a curated record
UUGUUUUUCUAUCAACUUUUAAGUACAUUUGACCAACAAAAAAAAAAAAAAACAUGACGGAAAAAUUAUUCAACGAUCUUCGUGAAAUAGCCGAUGAACCGAAUGACGAUAUGACUGAAAUUGAAAAUUGUUAUUGUGUCAAUUGUGGCAAAGAUGGUACUACACGUAUGCUGUUGACAGAUAUUCCAUUUUUUCAUCAAGUAGUUGUCAUGUCAUUCGAAUGUUUACAUUGUAAUUAUCGUAAUAAUGAACUACAACCAGCUGCAAAAAUAGCCGAAAAAGGUGUCCGUUUUGAAUUGAUGGUAAUGGACGUGAAAGAUCUUAGCCGACAAUUGAUAAAAACCGAAUGGUCACGAGUGAAAAUUCCAGAAUUGGAUUUUGAAAUUAAACAACAAAAUGGUUUGAUUACAACUGUUGAAGGAAUCUUAGAACGUGCCAUUACUGGUUUGAAAUAUUCCCUUGAACAUAAUGAACAAAUCGAUAAUGAUCAACGAAACGCUAUGGUGGAUUUUAUCGAACGAAUGCACGGUCUACAAGAAACACGUGAACCAUUCACGUUGAUUAUUGAAGAUAUAAGUGGCAAUAGUUUUAUUGAAAAUUUCCUUGCACCUGAACCAGAUCCACGAUUAAAAGUAACGAAUUUUAUACGAACAAUCGACGAGGAUAAAUUACUUGGAAUCUAUGAAAAUAAUAUCGAUGACGACGGAACAGCCGAUAAUCUUAAAGAUGAAGUUUUACAAUUUCAAACAAAUUGUCCAAAUUGUAAUGCACCAUGUUUUACGAACAUGAAAUUGACGAAAAUACCACAUUUCAAAGAAAUAAUUAUAAUGGCCACCAAUUGUGAAAUAUGUGGUAGCCGUACUAAUGAGGUUAAAUCCGGUACUGGUAUCGGAUCUCAUGGUGUACGUAUUACCAUGAAAAUUCGUAAUGAAAAUGAUUUGAAAAAAGAAGUUAUACGUUCCGAUACAUGUAAUAUAUCGAUACCGGAAUUAUCAUUGACACUUCAUUCAUCUGGUUCUGGACGUUAUACAACCGUACAAGGAUUAGGUAUGAAUAUGAUCGAUGAUCUACGAAAAACAAAUCCAUUCAUUGAUGGUGAUUCAUCGCGUGAAGAAAUCCGUCAAAAAAUUGAUAGAUUAAAAACACGUCUAUCGGAUAUGUUAGACAUGACAAUCAUAUUGGAUGAUCCAUGUGGAAAUAGUUUCGUUGAACAAGCCGAUAAUGUUAAUGUUGAAUAUUAUGAACGUAGCUGGGAACAGAAUGAAGAAUUUGGUUUGAAUGAUAUGAAUACCAAUGAUAAUGAUACCAUUGUUGUUGGAACCAAAACAGAUGAUGAGAAAUGAAAAAUUCAUCAAACAAACAAAAAAAAGAAUUACAAUCGAAUUACAUCAGAACACAUUUGGUAACAUUAUUCAUUGAUGGCACCCUGUGUGUGUGUGUGUGUGUGUGUGUAAACAGCAUGCAUCCAAGGACAAGAUUGACGUGUUUGUGUUCGAAUUAAAAAUAAAAAGCCAACAAACAAAUGAACCGGAAUCGAUCCAUAUCCCAGAUAUUUUAUAACAUUUUCUCUAAAUCAAUUAUUGUAUUUUGAUUCGAUUUUUUUUUUGUUGUUGU